GUUGUACAAGUGGUUUAUUGUUUCAUAUUCAGAUCCUUCAUUAUUCGCACAACCCCCGCGGCCCGCCUCCUUUGUCCCCGUCUUCCUUAUUUCGCAAUCCACCGUUCCGAACUUCAAUCCCUAACCCAUCAUUUACAAGAUCGCUUCACAUAUAUUCAAUCUAUACUUGCACACAAUUCAUAAUCUUGAUGGGUUAUCUCUCAUGUAAAGCAGAUUCGGCAAUUUCAACUGCAAAUUCCCAUUUCACCUCCAAGAAAUUGAACUACAAUUCUGAAACUGAAAGUGAGAAGGAAAGGGCUAUCAAAAUUCAGGAAUUCAAGUACAAAGAUCUUGAAGCAGCUACAAGCAAUUUUUCUGAGCAAAAACUUCUGGGCAGGGGCAGCCAUGGUCUUGUUUACAAAGGGGUUCUUCAUGGUGGCCGCCUUGUGGCCGUUAAGAAACCCUCGAGAACUGCCCAGAAAUUAUUGAUUUCUGAUAAGUCAAAUGAAGUUGACAAUGAAUUUGAUAUACUAUCGAAGCUUCAGAGCCCAAGAUUGGUCAAUCUCGUUGGGUUCACCAAGAACGAUUCACGAGAUCGCCUCUUGGUUGUGGAGUUCAUGAGUAAUGGCACUCUGUAUGAUGUUUUGCAUUCGAAUUCGCGGGUGCCCAAUUGGGGAAGGAGGAUAAAGUUGGCUUUACAAAUCGCUCAAGCUCUUGAUACACUCCAUUCCUUGAAUCCCCCUGUGAUUCAUCGCGAUGUGAAGUCGGCCAAUGUGUUGAUAGACCGGAGUUUCAAUGCAAGGUUGGGGGAUUUUGGGCUGGCAUUGAGGUGCGUUGAUGAUAAUCGAUUGAAGUCAACUCCCCCUGCAGGGACCAUGGGGUAUUUGGAUCCCUGUUAUGUGACACCAGAUAAUUUGAGUACUAAGACUGAUGUGUUUAGUUUUGGUAUAUUGCUUUUAGAGAUAAUUAGUGGGAGGAAGGCUAUUGAUUUGGGGUAUUCCCCGCCUUCAGUAGUUGAUUGGGCUAUUCCUUUGAUAAAAAUAGUUAAAUUUUUCGCCAUUUUCGAUCCAAGGAUUUUGCCCCCUAAGGAUGCUUUGGUGAGGAAGCAUUUAGCAGUCAUAGCUGCGAAAUGUGUGAGGUCUAGCAGGGAUAAGCGGCCGACUAUGAAGGAUGUGGUGGAAUGGUUAAGUGGAUUACAUAAGUUGGUUCCUAUUCAUUCUUGGAAUAAUCUCGCGAAUCCUUGUUUAAUGGUGGAGACUGUAGGGAGACCUGUUGAAUCUAGAGGUAUGCAGGUGAAUUCAAAGGGAAAGGGCAGUGAAGCCAGGAAGUUUGAUGGUGAGAAUGCUAAAAUCGGAAUCCCAUUAAGGGAUUCAAGAAGAGUACACUCUGAUUUGGGGUACCGGAGUAAACCGAUGGAUGUAAUAACCGAAUCUGAAUUUCGCGACGUGCAGGAUGGAGUGGAAACUAAAUUGGAAUUCACAAAGGGGGUUCGAGCAUAAGUUUUGAAAGUUUAAGGUUUUAGACAGGACUAAUCAGUCUAUAGUUUUUGGUGAUGGGGGAAAGUUGUGAUACAUUGCAUAGAAUUGAUGUUAAGAUCCUGGCUGAGGCAUCAUAGAGAACAUAAUGGAGAGACGUUUAGGACUUGCUGAUUCGACAACUAAACGAAGCUCAAUUGUGUAAGCUUCUCUUUCUUUCUCACUAAUGUGUUAUUGAUAUCUGUUGAAUUAAACAUAGCUUUAGCGUACAUUGUGAGGCACCAAUGGUGCAUUCUUGAAAUUGUCAUGUUUGUUCUUCAUUGUUUACUAAGGACAUUUUUUCACAUUUCUGAUAGUUGUUGUAAGGUUGAAUUGAAAUUUAGUUUAUUCUUAAAUUUUCUGUUAAUUGGAUUAAUGAUGCUUCUCCUA
This is a messenger RNA of Olea europaea var. sylvestris, 1883 nucleotides long. Its product is annotated as serine/threonine-protein kinase-like protein At3g51990. Gene Ontology annotation, biological process: protein phosphorylation. The transcript has a single exon. The coding region runs from base 189 to 1478 and encodes 429 amino acids. Gene Ontology annotation, cellular component: plasma membrane. Gene Ontology annotation, molecular function: ATP binding; protein kinase activity. The record is from RefSeq and is a predicted model, not a curated record. Lineage: Eukaryota; Viridiplantae; Streptophyta; Magnoliopsida; Lamiales; Oleaceae.